AGGGCGGGAGGAUGUGCUGCUACACCUGAGAGACGGAAACUGUGAAACACUGUACUGUGGAGACGUGUGUGGACCAGACUAUAACCUGGAAAACAUGAAGUGGACUUUACUCUUGGUAUAAAUCUUCAGAGAUGGAAUUGUGGAUAUGUAUCAUGUGACACCUGAACUAUUCCCCAGAAGCGGUCAGCAUGUCGUCAAACUCUUCGGAUGAUAAUCUAUGUGCACCAAAGGACAACCUCUGCAUAGUCCGCGAGUACGAAAAAGCCGUGAUCAUCUUGCCUACGCUGUUCUUCGCCUCUUUCAUCUUCAUCCUUCUGGCUCUGUUGUUCCUGACGUAUUGUCGUGAAUGCAAUCGCGCACGAGCGACUGUUCCCGAUCAGUACCAGCAGACCACCCACAGGCAAAGCCACAGGCAGCACCUACAGGGCAUCGAUGCGCCACCUGGGCUGAACCCGCUGGAACACGAAGAGCUGCCAUUGUCGGUUCAACAGAUCAAACCCACUGUCAAUGCAGUACCACAAGCAGCCACAGAGAGGCAGCAUGGCGCUUUUAGCCAGGUGAUGAGUCUCCCGUUAUCUUUCUCCAUCAACUCCGGCGACAGUUUUGACCUCUACAGAGCUCGCAUGGAUGGAAAGAACGUCAUCCUGAGGGUGCUCAGAGAAAGGGCAAAUAACUUGGAGAAGCAGUACUUUCUUGGAUUUGCAUCGUUCCUGUCUGGACUGGGGCGACACCACAACCUGCCAGCGCUCCUGGGCGUGGUUUCGGUGCAGUCGCCUCUAAUGAUGGUGAUGGAGGAGUUGCAGCACGGAGACCUGUUGGGAUUUCUCUGGAGAUGUCGACAGGAUCAUUCAGGUGGAGCGUCUUCAUGUGACCUCACGGAGAAGAAUAUUUUCACCAUGGCAGGACAAGUGGCCUCAGCACUGGAGUACCUGCACAGUCAGCGUUGUAUACAUGGUAAUGUGGGAGCCCGAAGCGUUCUUGUGGGUGGAGCUCUGACGGCGAAGCUUUGGGGAUUAGGCCCCGCCUACCGCAGGACACAGGCCAGUUCUCCAGGAGCACUGGAGGUGAUGGAGUUAAGAAAGUGGCAGGCGCCUGAAGUCCUGGCCAGAGGAGACCUCAGUCAGAGCAGCGACGUGUGGUCAUUUGGUAUCCUGCUCUAUGAGAUGGUCACACUGGGCGACCCUCCGUUUGCUGAACUCAUGGCGACUGAACUGCUGCAGUACCUCCAGCGAGGAAAAACCCUGAAAAAAACAGCCACCUGCUCCACCUCACUGUUUUCCAACAUCCGGUUCUGCUGUCAAUGGAGCCGUCAGCAGCGUCCGUCCAUGUCUGAACUGAUCCGCAAGCUUCACACUGGGGAGAAAUCAGCCAAUGGGACCACAGUCCUCAGAGUCGCUGAACCCCUGGACAUUGGGAAAUACCUGAGGGAGGCAGGAUAUGGAGAAGCCUACAACUACGCUGUGCUCUGAUUGGAAGACUCUUCCAAGUCACCGGACAGAUUUUGCACUACACAAGUGACUUGGAUAAAGUUUGAGAAGGCCGGGGUCUGGUCUCUCACUCAUAUGGUAAAACAUUGGGAAGGAUGCGGAAAAUAUUAAGACUUGAUUCAAAGUGGGGCAUUUUGGGCCUUGCACUUAAAGGUUUUUGUAAAAAUUAUUUUAUCAUUUUAUUUUUGUGUUGUUAAUGUAAAUCCACCAAACAAAAUAUGAAAUGAUGUUCAUGCACCUUUUAUAUUGCUGGACUUUUAUAACAUCCUUACGUUAUAUGUUUAAAGAGUAAUACAAGCAAAGUGCCGUGCAGUGGCGCAAAGCUCGCUCCAUGGUACAGGGAGUCCCAAACAGGAAAUGCGGAAUUUUGAGUCCACAGUGAAACAGGAAAUGUCAAACGUCAAACACUUCCUGUAUCAACAUUUCCUGGAUUGACAGACGAGAUCCCAUG
Thalassophryne amazonica is the source of this 1938-nucleotide messenger RNA. Its product is annotated as tyrosine-protein kinase STYK1-like. Gene Ontology annotation, biological process: cell surface receptor protein tyrosine kinase signaling pathway; positive regulation of kinase activity; protein phosphorylation. Lineage: Eukaryota; Metazoa; Chordata; Actinopteri; Batrachoidiformes; Batrachoididae. Gene Ontology annotation, molecular function: ATP binding; transmembrane receptor protein tyrosine kinase activity. The record is from RefSeq and is a predicted model, not a curated record. Gene Ontology annotation, cellular component: signaling receptor complex.